AUGUACAAUUGGGGCUUUACUACAAAUGCAUUAACUGAAAAACAAGAACAAGUUUUGGCUGGCGAAAAUGAGGAUAGUGAUCGGGAAGAAGUUCCAACAGUUGGCAUUGAAAAUGAAAAAGAAUUUCUUCAUUCAGUGUAUGCUCUGGGAAAACCCUCACAUGAACAUCUUGAAGCAAUGGCCGAAAAAGAACAAGAUGAUCAGUAUGAAGAUGACCUUUUAAAUGUCAUGGAUCCUCUUAAUCAGAUAAAUCUGGUAAAUUACCUUGAGGAUCUCUACUGCUUAGCAGUUAUUAAUCAAGUUUUUCAAUUUAGGAGUUGUGAAGGUGGUUAUGCAGUGAAAUCAUCUUUGAAAGCUGAAGAUGGAAUUAUGUAUCCCCUUGAGAAGAGCUCCUUCUUUCUACCUAAACCUCCCACUCUUAUUCUUCAUGAAGAGAUUGACUACGGGGAAUUUGAGAGGCAUGCUGCUGGUGGUUCAAACAUGCAUUAUUUUGACCUUCUUAUCAGACUAAAAUCUGAGCAAUAA
Vicia faba (fava bean) is the source of this 525-nucleotide messenger RNA. NCBI's taxonomy places the organism in Eukaryota, Viridiplantae, Streptophyta, Magnoliopsida, Fabales, Fabaceae. The record is from the annotation of a GenBank genome assembly.